GCGGGUGCUCGGACCAAGGAACGGUUUUACAAGAUAGUCCUGGGCCGGGAGGACGAUUGGUGGGGGGAGAUGAGCGGGUCCUUAGGCCGAGCGUCCGCAGCUCUGCUUCACUUGGGGCGCGGGGUCCUCCUGCGGGGCCCGGCACUGCGGACUCGGAGCUCGGGCCCCGGGGGGUCGGGCUUGGCCUCCAGGGAGCAUCUUGACGCUCUCGUGAAGAAGGACAAGGUGGUGGUGUUCUUGAAGGGGACCCCCCAGCAGCCCCAGUGCGGCUUCAGCAACGCCGUGGUGCAGAUCCUGCGGCUGCACGGCGUCACCAGCUACGCGGCCUACGACGUGCUGGAGGAUCCCGACCUCCGUCAAGGCAUUAAAGACUAUUCCAACUGGCCAACCAUACCUCAAGUGUAUCUUAAUGGUGAAUUUGUUGGUGGUUGUGACAUCCUCCUCCAGAUGCAUCAGAAUGGAGAUCUAGUGGAAGAACUGAAAAAGCUGGGAAUUCGCUCAGCACUUUUAGACGCAAAUACUGAUCAAGACUCAAAAUAAAAAGCCUGCAAGAAUCCUCUUUAAGAAGAGUGCUCUAUGACUGGAAAUGAAAUUUUUUUAGUGUCAAAGACUGGUUACCAGAACAGCCUUACUGGUUUUUGUUCUCAUUUUUUUUUAGGAAGGCAACUCUUUGUACUGACACUAAACAGUAUUGAAGUGA
Messenger RNA from Vombatus ursinus (common wombat), 700 nucleotides. RefSeq names its product glutaredoxin 5 (gene GLRX5). The transcript is spliced from 2 exons. The record is from RefSeq and is a predicted model, not a curated record. The coding region runs from base 70 to 540 and encodes 156 amino acids. Lineage: Eukaryota; Metazoa; Chordata; Mammalia; Diprotodontia; Vombatidae.